Molecule: messenger RNA, 4206 nt
Organism: Notolabrus celidotus (New Zealand spotty)
Lineage: Eukaryota; Metazoa; Chordata; Actinopteri; Labriformes; Labridae
Product: kinesin-1 heavy chain-like
Exons: 26
Coding region: 147-3026 (959 amino acids)
Biological process (GO): microtubule-based movement; mitotic spindle organization
Molecular function (GO): microtubule binding; ATP binding; microtubule motor activity
Source: RefSeq, a predicted model, not a curated record
AGAACCACUUCAACACAGUUUCCAGUCAGCUGAAACAUCUCUGUCAGGGGCGCGCCCUCCCCCUUGGCUCCCCUGCAGCUUUGCUCUCUGUAUCUGUCUGACUGUAACGAGAGGACGGAGCGCUCCAUCCAUCCACAGCGGCGGAGAUGGCGGACCCCGCGGAGACCACUAUCAAGGUGGUGUGCCGGUUUAGGCCGCUGAACAGCUCAGAGGUAGCCCGGGGAGACAAGUACAUCCCCAAGUUCCAAGGGGACGACUGUGUGCUGAUGGCGGGAAAACCGUACCAUUUUGACCGUGUGUUCCAGUCCAAUACGACUCAGGAGCAGUUCUACAAUGCUGUGGCUCAGAAGAUCGUCAGAGAUGUACUGGAGGGAUACAAUGGUACAAUAUUUGCAUAUGGGCAGACAUCGUCUGGAAAAACACACACAAUGGAGGGGAAACUCCAUGACCCAGACAUGAUGGGAAUCACUCCCAGAAUAGUUCAAGACAUCUUCAACUACAUUUAUUCCAUGGAUGAGAACCUGGAGUUUCAUAUCAAAGUGUCAUACUUUGAAGUCUAUUUGGAUAAAAUCAAGGACUUGUUGGACGCAACAAAGACCAACCUAUCUGUGCAUGAGGACAAAAACAGAGUCCCCUAUGUCAAGGGGUGUACCGAGCGUUUUGUGUGCAGUCCCGACGAGGUCAUGGAAGCCAUAGAUGAAGGAAAAAACAGCAGAAGCGUGGCUGUCACAAACAUGAAUGAACACAGCUCAAGGAGUCACAGCAUCUUCCUCAUCAACAUCAAGCAGGAGAACUCUAAGACCGAGCAGAAACUUACAGGGAAGCUCUACCUCGUCGAUCUGGCUGGGAGUGAAAAAGUGGGGAAAACUGGAGCAGAGGGCACUGUGCUGGAUGAGGCCAAGAUGAUCAACAAGUCCCUGUCUGCUCUGGGGAAUGUUAUUUCAGCUCUGGCAGAGGGCUCGAGCUACGUCCCCUACAGAGACAGUAAGAUGACCAGGAUCCUGCAGGACUCUCUGGGAGGGAACUGUCGGACCACCAUGGUCAUCUGCUGCUCACCUUCCGCCUACAAUGACGCUGAGACCAGGUCCACUCUGAUGUUUGGGCAGAGAGCGAAGACAAUCAAGAACUCUGUGACUCUGAAUGUGGAGCUGACUGCAGAGCAGUGGAAGAAAAAGUAUGAGAAAGAGAAGGAGAAGAACAAGACGCUGAAAACCACCGUCACAUGGCUGGAGAAUGAGCUCAACCGCUGGAGGAGUGGAGAGAAUGUCCCAGCGGAGGAACAGUUUGACAAAAAGAAGGCCACAGCAGAGGUCCAGGCCCUGGACACGGCUCUCAACAACGAUAAGACAGCACCCCAGCCCAUGCUCAGUUCCCUGCCUGGAGUCAAACUCACAGACGCAGAGAAAGGAAAAUAUGAAGGCGAAAUGGCCAAACUCUACAAGGAGAUGGAUGACAAGGAUGAAGAGAUAAACCAGCAGUCUCAGUUGGUGGAGGAACUGAAGGAACAGAUGUUGGACCAGGAGGAGCUCUUAUCGUCCUCCCGCCGAGAUCACGACACGCUGCAGACCGAACUUAACCGGCUGCUGGCGGAGAAUGAAGCCUCCAAGGAGGAGGUGAAGGAGGUGCUGCUGGCUCUGGAGGAGCUGGCUGUCAACUAUGACCAGAAGAGUCAGGAAGUGGAGGACAAAGCGAGAGAGUUUGAGGCCCUGAGUGAGGAGCUGAACCAGAAAUCUAGCUCUUUGGCCUCUAUUGACACUGAGCUCCAGAAGCUGAAGGAGAUGACAAUCCACCAGAAGAAGAGGGUCACUGAGAUGAUGUCAUUCCUACUAAAAGACCUGGCUGAGAUUGGCAUCGCUGUGGGAAACAACGACAUAAAGCAACAAGAGAGCAGUGGUCUCAUCGAUGAAGAGUUCACCGUGGCUCGUCUCUACAUCAGCAAAAUGAAGUCGGAGGUGAAGACGAUGGUGAAGCGCAGCAAACUGCUGGAGAGCACCCAGGCCGAGAGCAGCCAGAAGAUGGAGCAGACGGAGAUGGAGCUGACAGCCUGCCAGCUCCGCAUCUCCCAGUAUGAAGCGAAGAUCAAGUCCCUGACAGACUCCCUCCAGAAUGUGGAGCAGAAGAAAAGACAGCUGGAGGAGAACGUGGACUCUCUCGGUGAAGAAAUAGUGAGGAUCAAAGCUCAAGAGAGAGUCAACACCAUGGAGAAGGAGACUGAGAUCCAGUCUGCCAAUGAAGUCAAGGAUGCGGUGGAGAAGCAGAUCCUGUCUCACAGAGAGGCCCAUCAGAGACAGAUCAGCAGCCUGAGAGAUGAGCUGGACAACAAGGAGAAACUCAUCACAGAGCUGCAGGAUCUGAACCAGAAGAUCGUGCUGGAGCAGGAGAGGCUGAGGGUGGAGCACGAGAAGCUGAAGGCUGCAGACCAGGAGAAGAGCCGCCAGCUGCAGGAGCUCACGGUGCAGCAAGACAGGCGGGAGCAGGCCAGCCAGGACCUGAAGGGACUGGAGGAGACGGUGGCCCGAGAGCUGCUGACACUCCACAACCUGAGGAGGCUCUUUGUCCAAGACCUGUCCUCUAGAGUGAAAAAGAAUGCUAAAACAGACUCAGAUGACACAGGAGGAAGCUCUGCCCAGAAACAGAAGAUCAGCUUCUUGGAGAACAACCUGGAGCAGCUCACACAAGUUCACAAGCAGCUGCUACACGACAACUCCAGCCUUCGCAGUGAGAUUCCUAAAAUGGAAAAGCGUCUGCGGGCCACCGCUGAGCGGGUCAAAGCCCUCGAAGCAGCUCUGAGGGAGGCCAAAGAGAAUGCAGCCCGUGACCAAAAACGCUACCAGCAGGAGAUGGAGCGCAUUAAGGACACCGUCAAGCCCAAAAACAUGGGCAGGAGACUCUCGGCACAAAUAGCCAAGCCCAUCAGACCAGGCCAGCUGCCUGGAGCUCCUCUGAUCCCCGGCUUCAACAGAUCCAACUUCAUCCAGAACAACCUGCCGCCUGGUAUCAAGGAAGGAGGCAACGAGAGCUGUUGAAGAUAGACAACAGUCAUCCAAACAAGAAGCCAAAGCCCCGUCCUGAACAUGUUUUCAGUAUAUAAUAUUGAACUUUUACCUGGAACCACUGCAUCCUUCCUCCAUAACCCAUCAGAGUCUGUACAUACUGUAUAUAAGUCUGCCCUGGACUGAGCAGUCUUUCAGGCCUCUGCUUUACAAGAAACCCAAUCACACUGCUGCUUUACAAAAUAAUGGCACAUAGAUCUGUUACCAGCACUGCAGUGAGAAAGAGGCAUGAAUCAUAUUAUUCUAGAGAAUGAAGAAGAUGGACUUAUAGUCGUGCCUUUGUCAGCAGUAACCCUUGAAGUUUCCAAAUGCAUUGCAGCCCCUGUUCUGUGAGUACGAGAUCUCUUUGUGAUACUCUUUAUGACACCCCUGCAUCAUUGUUAUGUACACAUGGUUAAAAUGAUAAUCAGUCUUAACUAUCUUAAAGUGUAUUUGACCACAGCCAGGUGGUUCAAAAUGAUGCUGAGCUGAGAGAGACAAUAUUUAGUCAAACAUUUGACUUAAAGAAACAUGAAGAGCGAGCAUGCUUUGCCUUAAUAUCUUUCCUUACUCGCUCUUCAGUACUAAAUCUAUAACUAUUAUAAAAACUGAACUCCUCAGUGUCCCAAAGAUUAUAUAAUGAGAGAGCAGAACUCUGUCUGAGGCUCAGAGCAAGAAAAUCACAGGGAUUAGGUAGACACAAAUGUUAUUUUUAUUCCUUAUUUAUGUGUACUGACUACAGGUGAGAGUUAAUUUAUGUUUUCUUUAAUGCUGAGACGUUUAUUAUGUUUUAAUGGAUCCAAAGUGAGCUGGAUGUAGCUGACUCUGCAAUAAGAGGGAGAUGAUUGAUACCUUUACUUUGAAAGCCUGUCUCUGUUCUCUUAGAAGCUCUACUGCUGAACACUUAAGAUCCACUUAAACUUACAGCUUCUGAAUGGAUCAGGUGUUCUGUUGUAGAUGAUUUUCAGUAUUCUACCUUCUGAAAUUCUUCUUUUAAGCUUUGUAAAACUGUCUCAUAACUGGAAGUAUCAUCAGUUUCUUAAGGAUGAUGAGUCAUCAAAAUAUUCAUGUGCAGAAAGAAAACACUGCAUUGUGUUUCCUCUCUACAUUUUUGUUGGCUUGGAACUCAAGUUAGGUUUUUACUCUAGAGUUAAUAAAUUUUAAUUGGAAAGUU